AUGGAUGGUUCUGAUAUCGAGGACAAUAGAAACUGUGUGUCCGAGGAAAAGGCCAAUCGAUGUGACGUAUGUUCUCGACAGAACUUAGAAGCUGUAGGCGGAUUUUGGUGUGUAGACUGUAGUGACAUGCUAUGUACGAAAUGCCGCGACAUCCAUAAAUCUAUAAGAUCGACCAUGAAGCAUGAAGUUAUCGCAAAAUCUGAAAUUUCAAAUUUGAAAAUGUUCAGAAGAAAUUUGUACUGCGAAGACCAUUCUGACAGAAAGUUAGAAGUGUAUUGUUUUGACCAUGAAACGCCCUGCUGCCUCAUGUGUGCUACCAUCACUCAUCGAAAAUGUGAUCGAGUAGAGAGUCUUGAAGAGUGUUCGAAGUCGGUUAAAACUGAAGAUGUGGAUUCACUUUUAAAUAGUUUCAAAAUAUUGCAAAAGGAUUGCAUUGCAAAAGAGAAAUUAGAGAGGACAAGUCACUCAGAAUUAAAAUCCACUUGUUCUCAAUUAGCAAAUGAUAUCAAGGUUAAAGCUGGGAAAAUGAUCAUACACGUUCAAAACAAAGAGCAAGAACUUUUGCAGGAUCUUUCCACUGUCGAAACAUACAAAAGUGAGGAAUUUGAAAAGAAAAGAGAAAUGUUUCAAGAGACAAGACAAGCAAUUUGUAAGCAAAUUGAUUCUUUGACUGCAGUCAAAAGUUUAAGCACUGUACAUAUGUUUCUAGAAACAAAUAAAUGUAAGAAACUCUACACUUCAUUGAAAGACGGUCAAGCAAAGUGGGAAUUACCUGAUGAAAAAUGUUCUGUAUCUUUGGAAUUAGAUAGCUUUGUUGUUAAUUUUGACGCAGCUUUCAAAACUUUCGGUAGAUGUAAAUUGAAUAAGGUCAACAUGCGUGAGGACAAUCUUGAGAUAAUUUCCCGCAUAUCAUGUCAGUGCGACGUCAGGGAUCUAGAAAUUAUUGAUAAAAGUCAUAUUGUUUUUUCUUCCUAUAGCGACUGUUCGGUACAUUUGUAUAACACUGACGGUUUACAAAAAGCUAGUCUUCAGCUGGGUGGACAACUUUGGGCCAUAUCAAGAUGGGGAGGAAAAAUUGCGGUAGUCAAUAUCGGAGACAACUCGAUUGAGGUUCUUAAUGUUACAUUAUCACCACCUAGUAUUGCUCUUGAUAGCUCCAUAAAACUAAACUACAUACCAUCAGGAGUGGCCGAAAAGGGAGAGGAUCUUAUUGUGCUGUGUGACACUAAAAUGCUACAAAUAUCCAAAGCUGGGAAUAUUUCUGAAUUAUUCACGACACCUUCUAAAUGUUCAUAUGGUUUUUGUUGUGCUACUCGGGAUGCACUUUUGUACACAGAUCCAAAUAACAGCGGACAGUUAUACAGUGUGAAGAACGAGGGAUAUUUUCAAAAUCGGUUUGAAAGAACGUACCCCGAAGUGAAAAAUCCUGUCGGUGUUACCACUGAUUCCGAUGGAUAUAUGUACUUAGUUGGUUAUUCAUCGUCAUCACUAGUACAGCUUGAUAAUGAUGGAACAUUUCUACGGACUCUGAUAAAGAAUGACUGCGAUGUAGGAAAUCCUUAUGGGGUGCGGAUAUUUGAAGAUUUGAAUUCAGUGAAGCUUCUUCUGGCCACUGGUCAGUUUAUAAAUGUGUACAUGUUUACUCGUGUAGAAAAAUGA
Saccostrea cuccullata (small rock oyster) is the source of this 1659-nucleotide messenger RNA. RefSeq lists its product as uncharacterized. The record is from RefSeq and is a predicted model, not a curated record. Gene Ontology annotation, molecular function: zinc ion binding. Bases 1 to 1659 code for a protein of 552 amino acids. NCBI's taxonomy places the organism in Eukaryota, Metazoa, Mollusca, Bivalvia, Ostreida, Ostreidae. The transcript has a single exon.